AUGGCACCAACUUCUUCCAUAUUUGCACUUCUUCUUCUUGGAUUCUGUGCGGCGAAAGAUUUGUCGCGAUCGAAACGACAAAUUCAAGUGUAUUAUAUGUGUAAUGGUGGAGUUUCGCAGUAUCGUAAGAAACUUUUUUAAUUUUUGAGAGAAAACAUAAGUUUUCUCAAAUUCCAGCUUGCAUCAAUAGUAACAACAACUGCAACAACAAUAAUUGCAACUAUAAUUACAACAGCUACGGCUCAAAUAGUAUGAUUCUCCCAACAUCCUUCUACAAUCCAUCAACCAACUGUAACUCGAAUUGCAAUAAUUUCAACUGCAAUCAAUACAAUGGUCAAUGGAUUAAUGGGCAAUACGUGGCAUAUUCAACUGGUUCGAACACUUAUUCUCCAUGCGCCAGUAAUUGCUGCUUCAAAUAACAACAAUUAUUAUAACCCAUAUUUGAAUUCCAAUAAUGUGAGUCAUUUUUCUGCUGGAGUAGCAAAAAAAUCCAUAGCAAAAAAAUUUGAGAACAGCCAUAAUGAGAGAAAACGAGAGAGUGAAAAUUAGCGUGUGCGUGAAGAAGAGACGCGAGACGAAAAAGAGAUAUGACCAGAUUCCGCUCACUUAAAAAAACAUCUAAUUCCAAGUUUUUUUUAGAUUGUUGCAUCUUCAUCGAUUUCAACAGGGACAUCCACAGGAUCUACAAAUAAUUUGCCAUACGGAAUGCAAGCAUUUACAGGAACUUAUAACAAUGGAGGUGAGCCCUAGGUUUUCUAGAAAAUCGUUUUCUAUUUUUUUGCAGUCUAUAUGUGUGGUGGAACUGAGCCAUCAGGUGGAUCGUGUCAAGGAAACGGCGUCUGUCCAUCCGGUCACAGUUGUGUCUCCGGAAACCUGUGCUGUAAAUGUCCAGUUGGUGCCAGCGCUGGCAUGUGUUCUUCCAACUCGGAUUGUCGUGCUGGAUACUCUUGCUCGCUGACCGGAUAUUGUUGCGCGUCACAAAUCGCAUCGAACACCGAAUUGGUUUCGUGUGUCAAUAAUAUGUGUAUGGAUGGAUAUUCGUGUGGAGUUGGAAAUUUGUGCUAUCCUCAAGGAUUUUUCUAA
Messenger RNA from Caenorhabditis angaria, 1083 nucleotides. The record is from the annotation of a GenBank genome assembly. Lineage: Eukaryota; Metazoa; Nematoda; Chromadorea; Rhabditida; Rhabditidae.